This is a messenger RNA of Spathaspora passalidarum NRRL Y-27907, 591 nucleotides long. It is a transcript of the gene SOD1, whose product is annotated as superoxide dismutase. Gene Ontology annotation, biological process: removal of superoxide radicals. NCBI's taxonomy places the organism in Eukaryota, Fungi, Ascomycota, Pichiomycetes, Serinales, Debaryomycetaceae. The transcript is spliced from 2 exons. The record is from RefSeq and is a predicted model, not a curated record. Gene Ontology annotation, molecular function: copper ion binding; superoxide dismutase activity. The coding region runs from base 63 to 527 and encodes 154 amino acids.
AUUUUCCUUCCACCACACUUUAGUAAAGGUUCAUUACUACAAAACAUAUAUAUAUAUCAAACAUGGUUAAAGCUGUUGCUGUCUUAAGAGGUGAUUCCAAGGUUUCCGGUGUUGUUCACUUUGAACAAGCUUCUGAAUCCGAACCAACCACCAUUACUUACGAAAUCUCUGGUAACGAUCCAAAUGCUUUACGUGGUUUCCACGUCCAUCAAUUCGGUGACAACACCAACGGUUGUACCUCUGCUGGUCCUCACUUUAACCCAUUCGGUAAGACCCACGGUGCUCCAGAAGAUGACGAAAGACACGUUGGUGACUUGGGUAACAUCACCACUGAUGCUCACGGUGUUGCCAAGGGUACCAAGCAAGAUUUGUUGAUCAAGUUGCUCGGUAAGGACUCCAUCAUUGGUAGAACUGUUGUUGUUCACGAAGGUACCGAUGACUACGGUAAGGGUGGUUUUGAAGACUCCAAGACCACUGGCCAUGCCGGUGGUAGACCAGCUUGUGGUGUCAUUGGUUUGACCAACUAAGUUUAGAUCAGAUUAAGUAAGUAUUUAUUUUUCUUAAAAUGGAUGUGUGCUCUGAUUAAUAAAA